AUGGCUCGUAAAGCGCGGCAGAGGAUCAGCUAUGUGCUCCCUCUCACGAACUCGGCAGGAGGCCACCGUCUCGGCGUCAACGGACUCGCGGUAGACAGCGACAACUCGAUCCUCUACUCUGGAGGACGCGACGGAGUCAUCUGCGCAUGGGACCUCAACUUCGAGGUCAAGCACAAGUCGGACCAGAUCACGGCCGUCGACGCGAAGCCCCCGCCGUCACCCGCCUCGACGCUGCACAACCAGGUGCAAGCGCAUACCCACUGGAUCAAUGACCUCGUCCUCGCCCAGUCCAACCAGGCCCUGGUGUCGGCCUCGUCAGACAUCAGUGUCAAGCUAUGGCGGCCCGCCGCGACCGACUCGAUGCCACCCCAGACCAUCGGUCUGCACAGCGACUACGUCAAGGUGCUGGCUUCUCCCUCGCCAGAUGCCUCGUGGGUCGCCAGUGCAGGCCUGGACCGUCACAUCCGUCUCUGGGACCUGAACGGUGCAGGAGAGACUCUCCGCGUCGAUGUCAGCGAGGAUGAGAGCUUGGCCGGCUUGAGCAAAGAGAAGGCCAGCGUCUACGCUCUGAAGGCUACACACUCCAUCCUUGCCAGUGGUGGGCCUGACAGCAACGUGCGCAUCUGGGACCCGCGCUCGGGCAAGCGCAUCACCAAGUUUGUUGGUCACACGGACAUCGUGCGCGACAUUUUGAUCAGUCAAGAUGGCUGCACCGUCAUGUCUGCGUGUUCCGACCAGACGGUCAAGGUGUGGAGCGUUACUGCCGGUCGCUGUAUGAACACCCUGACUAUGCACGAUGCCAGUGUCUGGUCUCUGUGGUCCGAUCACCCCGAUCUCUCCGUCUUCUACUCGUCCGACAAGAGCGGCAUGGUUGCAAAGACCGACACGAGAGGGUGCGGCGAGGAGCUGGAGGAAGGCUUGAGUGUCGCCAUCUGCCAGGAAGGUACCGCUGUGCACAAGCUUGCUGUUGCUGGCGACUACAUCUGGACGGCCACCCCUCGCCCCACCAUCAACAGAUGGGCUGAUGUCAACACUGACGGUGCCGAGAUUGACCUGCCUGACAUUUACAAACAGAAGCGCUUCGGCCUGGCCACUUCCCGCUCGAGAAUCCCCAGUCCACCCGUCAACUCGUCCUCUGACAGACUCGCUUCCCCGCCGCAACCCAUCUCUCCCACCUCCCCUCCGCCUUCCGCAAAACGCUCCAUCCCCCUCAAGCACGUCCUCAGACUCAGCAACGCUGCAUACUUCCCCAGACCGGUAGCAAGAGAGACCACUCCAGACGGUGAGGUGACUGAAGCCGAACACACACAGCCCCUGAGACACACUCCCGACUUUGCCAUUGAAGGUCAGAACGGUUUGGUCAAGCACAUCAUGCUCAAUGACCGGAAGCGUGUCCUGACCCAAGAUACCGCUGGUGAGGUUCUGCUGUGGGAUCUCCUCAAGUGUGUGCCCAUCAAGUCCUUCGGCAGGAAGCAUCUCGAGGACGUGCAGCCAGAGGUUACCACGGUCGAGACAGUGCCUAACUGGUGCUCUGUCGACACCCGCACUGGAACCCUGGCCAUCACGCUGGAGGAGCACACGGCUUUCGACGCUGAAAUGUACGCUGACGAGCUCGACAUUGAUCAGAACAUCGACUUCAAGGAGGACCAGCGAAUCAACCUUGGCAAGUGGGUUCUGCGCUAUCUCUUUGCGAACCUGAUCAGUGAGGAAAGCUCCAGAGACUCGCAGUACAGAAGACACCUGUUGGAACAGGCGCAGAAGCAGAAGUUGGAACGCGAGAACGCCCCGACAAGCAUCCAGAUGCCCCCCGGCAUGGCCGACGGCUGGAAGCUUGACCCCUCGGCUCCCCUGUCAACAAACACACUCAGGCCGACAAACACAAACACUAUUGGUUUCGCAACUCCUGGUCUAUCCAUUGCUGACACUGCCUCAUCAUAUCUCGGCUCUCCAAACUUGACGAGAGAUGGCUUGACCAAUGAGGACGACGAGCGCACACAAGACCGAUCCUCGAUUAGUGGCGACUACUUCUCGAACACUUCAACAACCGUCAACUCUACAAAUGCAAACAGCCAGACCAAGCUUGUACCCCAAACUCCUGGCGAAGCUGCUACUACACCAGCUGCAGAGGACACCUCGACGGCCGAGACCACUGACACCCCAUCAAAGUUCGGUAAACGUCUGCGCAUGAACAUGUCCUUUAACAUGAAGAAGCUGGGCAAGGCUCCGACCAACGACAAAGAUAAGCCUGCGAUUGUUGAGGAGACCAAGGAAGAGGCAGAGGCCGACGCCCAGAGCUCGUCUGACAACAGCAAUUCACGCGUCGUUGACGAGAACUUCCUCGGUUGCAUCCAGAAGAUUCGUUUCGCCUACGAAGAUCAUAUCCAGGCACAGGUUCAACGAGCAGCUGCUGUAGAUGCUGCGGGGGGAGCGUUGGGCCAGUCAAAAGAGCUUGAACUGCCCACUUCGGUCGUGCCAUCGUUGCCUUCCGAGACGCCAGUACUGAAGCCACCGCCAAACACAACCAUUCUCAUCCAGGAAGAGCGACCAGAAGCCGGUGGCGUGGCUGACCUGUUCGAGGGCAAGGUCGGCAGCACAGGCGAGAUGGCCGAUCUGAUUGAGAAGGUUGCGCCCAUGUGGCUCGGUGAUGCUCUCUUACGAAACCAGAUUCCGCUCAAGGAUCUUGUCAAAAUCAGCUUCGUACUUGAGCCAUGGCAGAAUGUAUUGCCAAGUAUUGCUGCAGAUGGUAACAAUCGUCUCAACGCCAAUCGUAUGCUACGUGCUCGCAAGAUCCUGGGCUAUGUCGCCGAACGAAUUGAACCCGCACAAGACCCGGCCACAGCCAUGCCACCAGAAGAUUAUCUCGAGCUAUACUGCAACGGUCAACUUAUUCCACCAAAGAUGACACUGGCGACAAUUCGAACACACAUCUGGCGAGGUGGUGGUGAUGUUCUGCUGCAUUACAAAGCCAACGGCAAGAGAAAGAUUCUGCACUCUGCCGAGAACUUCGACACCACCGCUGAGGAUGCUGAUGCUCAAACCGAAUCGACAGAUUCUGCGGUGCCACAGGUGUAG
Aureobasidium subglaciale EXF-2481 is the source of this 3072-nucleotide messenger RNA. RefSeq lists its product as uncharacterized. The transcript has 3 exons. The record is from RefSeq and is a predicted model, not a curated record. Gene Ontology annotation, molecular function: ubiquitin binding. Lineage: Eukaryota; Fungi; Ascomycota; Dothideomycetes; Dothideales; Saccotheciaceae. Gene Ontology annotation, biological process: protein deubiquitination; double-strand break repair via homologous recombination. The coding region runs from base 1 to 3072 and encodes 1023 amino acids.